Caenorhabditis remanei is the source of this 426-nucleotide messenger RNA. RefSeq lists its product as uncharacterized. The record is from RefSeq and is a predicted model, not a curated record. NCBI's taxonomy places the organism in Eukaryota, Metazoa, Nematoda, Chromadorea, Rhabditida, Rhabditidae. The transcript is spliced from 3 exons. The coding region runs from base 1 to 426 and encodes 141 amino acids. Gene Ontology annotation, cellular component: cell surface.
AUGUUCAAAAUCGCCCUAGUUAUUCUCUCCCUUAUUGUACUCUCCCAUGCAUUGGGAGGUAUUGUUGGCAGAGGUCAGAAGGUUACUGUAGUCGGGAAAUUGACAUGCAAUGGAGCCCCAGCAAAAGAUGUGAAAGUCAAAUUGUAUGAGGAUGGAACCGUCUACGACACCAAAAUGGACACCAUGAACACUCUCGGAGACGGUUCUUUCAGUGUCAAUGGAUCUCAGACAAAAAUCAGAAAGAUUGACCCAAAGAUCAACAUCUAUCAUAGAUGCAACCAUCACAGCUUGUGCCCAAAGAAAGUGACUAUCCAUGUACCAAAAAAUGCCGUCGGAAAAGGAACAAAAGAAGCUCAACUUUUCGAUAUUGGAGUCUUGAACUUGGCUAAUAAGUUCCCAGGAGAAACUACUGAUUGCAUUCACUAA